Messenger RNA from Nematolebias whitei (Rio pearlfish), 2592 nucleotides. RefSeq names its product polycomb protein suz12. Bases 240 to 2396 code for a protein of 718 amino acids. Gene Ontology annotation, molecular function: chromatin DNA binding. Lineage: Eukaryota; Metazoa; Chordata; Actinopteri; Cyprinodontiformes; Rivulidae. The transcript has 17 exons. The record is from RefSeq and is a predicted model, not a curated record. Gene Ontology annotation, cellular component: nucleus; ESC/E(Z) complex.
GGCAGGGUGUUAGCAUCAUGCUAACCGGUUAGCCCGGGGUUUCCGCUUCAGCUCGCUGGAGGCUGUUCUCUUGUUUCGCGCAUUUCAAGCCUUUUUUUUUCCUCCAACCUCCAACAGUUCAACUGGUUUCAAAGAAAAGCUUCAGACUACCGCUCCUCCAGUGUGAAGUAUAACACAUCUGGACCUCACCGGUCGGGUGGUGUGGCAGCUUCCCCCGGCCGUGUCUCGUAGUUUGGGCGAUGGCUCCACACAAGCACAGCUCUUCAGGUGGAGGCCACCAUGUGGUGUUGGGUUCUGGAGGAAGAGCCAACGGGCUGUGCCCCCAGCAGCAGCCCAGCGGGCAGCUCGUUCAGGCCGACCACGAGCUGUUCCUGCAGGCCUUUGAGAAGCCAACACAAAUCUACAGAUUCCUGCGCACAAGAAACUUGAUCGCUCCUAUUUUCUUGCACAGGACGCUCACAUAUAUGUCCCACAGGAACUCGAGGAGCAACGAGAAGAGGAAGUCCUUCAAGGCCGAUGAUCUGCUCUUCGAAGUGGACAAAAUGAGAGGAGACCAGGAGGCUCUGGGCUUGGCCUCCAACCUGCAGCUCACCUUCACUGGCUUCUUUCAUAAAGCAGGAAAACCAUCUCAGGACAGUGAGAACGAGCAGAGCUCCGUGUCUCUGGAGGUCCUGCUGGUCAAAGUCUGCCACAAGAAGAGGAAGGAUGUCAGCUGUCCGGUGAAGCAGAUCCCGACAGGAAAGAAGCAGGUUCCUCUGAACCCAGACACGGGUGCUGGAGUCCAGGCCAAACUGGGCUCCCUGCCCACCCUGCUGGUUCCCAGCAGUGAGUUUGAACCCAGUAACUCUCAUAUGGUCAAGUCUUACUCCCUGCUCUUCAGGGUGUCCAGACCUGGUUCCCCCCGGACCCAAAUCAACGGCCUAACCAACGGAGAGCUCAGAGACGUCUCUGACGAGGCCGUCAACAGGAAGAGGAGGAGCUCGUCUCUCAGGGAGGAGGGAGAAGCAACGUUUGUGGCUCAGAUGACGGUCUUUGAUAAAAACAGGCGUCUGCAGCUGCUGGACGGAGAGUACGAAGUGUCCCUGCAGGAGAUGGACGAGUGUCCUGUCAGUAAGAAGAGGGCCACCUGGGAGACCAUCCUGGAUGGAAAGCGGCUGCCUCCAUUUGAGAGUUUCUCUCAGGGUCCGACCCUGCAGUUCACCUUACGCUGGACCAGCAACCCUUCUGACCGCUGCACGCCUCCUGUGGCCAAACCUUUAGGCACCCGCAACUCUGAGACCAACCAGGACACCAGACCGAGCACGCUGAGGGCCAUGCACCCUCAGGCUCUGAAAGACUCCAUGAAUGCUGAUGUUCAGACCAGGAGGGAACAGAUCUCAGCAGAGCCUCGACAGAAACUACGCAUCUUCUACCAGUUCCAGUACUACAACAACACGCGGCAGCAGACGGAGGCCAGAGAUGACCUCCACUGCCCCUGGUGCACGCUGAACUGCAGAAAGCUGUACAGUCUGCUCAAACACCUCAAACUGUCCCACUCCCGCUUCAUCUUCAACUAUGUGCCUCACCCUAAAGGUGCGAAGGUUGAAGUGUCCAUCAACGAGUGCUAUGACGGCUCAUAUGCAGGAAACCCUCAGGACAUCCACAGCCAGCCGGGCUUCGCCUUCAGCAGGAACGGUCCCGUCAAGAGAACCGUGGUGACCCACGUCCUGGUCUGCAGACCCAGGAGGACAAAAUCGAGUCUGUCUGAGUUCCUGGAGUUGGAAGACGAAGACCAGGAGCAGCAUCAGAGGACUUACAUCAGUGGACACAACCGUCUGUACUUCCACAGCGACUGCUGCCUGCCCAUGAGGGCUCAGGAGAUGGAGGUGGACAGUGAGGAUGAGCGGGACCCUGACUGGCUCAAAGAGAAGACUGUGAAGCAAAUUGAGGAAUUCACCGACGUUAACGAGGGCGAGAAAGAGAUCAUGAAGCUGUGGAACCUGCAUGUCAUGAAACAUGGGUUUCUUGCAGACAGUCAGAUGAACGAGGCAUGCCUCCUGUUCGCUGAUCACCACGGUGCUGCCAUCGUGGAGCAGAAUCUGCAGCGAAACUUCCUGCUGCACCUCAUCAGCAUGCACGACUUCAACCUGAUCGGCACGCAGACCAUCGACAUGGCGGUGACCCGUCUCCGUCUCCUGCAGAACCAGGAUGCUCGCAGACACGGAGAUGAGGAGGACGAGGAGGAAGACUGGGAGACGGCCGUGGAGUCCCAGCCGGAACCCGAUCCCGAUACGGAUAUAUCAGAGUUUAAAACGUGCGCUGAUGAAACCAGGAAUAGCAGCCGAAACAAUCAGCCGGAGGAGGCAACAGCAAAAACAAACUCCACGCAGAAAGUCAUGGGCUCGGUUCUGAAGUGACUCAUCUUCUACAGAACCCUGAACUGGACCCGAGUUCUGAGGUCCAGAGCCUACAAACAGAACACAGAUGACUCGCUGCAGAUGACCUUUUUAAAAUGUGGAAGCUCUGGAGCUUAGUUUUUCCUCCAGGACCUAUUUUUUCAGGAUUUAAACUAAAAAUUUAAUGGUGCUCAAAGCUGUUUGUUUGUUCAGGUUU